AUUGAACUCAAUAUACAACGAACUGAAAUCGAUUCGGGGGUAAACUCUAACGAUGAAAUUUCAGAAUUGUCACCGUCUGAUGAAACGACGGAAAUGGAAGAGUAUAUCGAUCAGUGUCACCGUAAUGCAACAAUUUUUGAGGCCGGGCUUUCUGAAUUCCCUGCUUCGCCUUCGACGUCAGCUGCUUUAACUGAACUCGAACGAGAGUUGGAGGUGGGGGAAUAUUAAAUCGGGAUUGUCACCGAACGGACAAUCUCGAUAAAAAGAUUCCUUCAAUGGACAGCGCUCGGAAUCCUUCGAAAACCAGGAUAUUUCAUCGAAUGAAGAAAAUGUAUGCGUCUAUUGGGCCAAAGCAACUACGUAUUACUUCAUUCUUCCCUAUUGAAGAUAAAUUACGAAGACUUGUUCGAGAAAAUGAGCAAGUAAGAAAUACGCUGAGAACUUUUAUGGAACAUAAAUCUGUGAGUACAGUAAAUUUAAAAAUAACUCAGUGUGCCGCAGAUUCAAGCUCGUCACAAUCGAACUUUUUAUUAAGUUUGUUCCGUAGUGCAAAUAACAAAUGCAGUGAGGCAAAAAAAGUAGGGAAUAGAUAUAACGAGGCUUUUAAACUGUUUAGUACGUACCUCUUUACAAUAGGUGGAAGAAUGCUGUAUGAAACUUUAUAUGCGAAUUUGCCAAUUCCUUCCUUAAGUACAAUAAGUCGUGUAAUUGGUAACUCUGGCUGUGAUAUUAAGGAAGGUGUAUGUCGGGCCAAAGAAUUGAAAGAAUUUCUAGUCGGACGAAAUUUACCUCUCAUUGUAUGGGUGAGUGAAGAUGCAACACGAAUCACCGGUCGAAUACAGUACGAUACUCGUUCGAACCAACUAGUUGGUUUUGUAUUACCGUUGAACCAAAAAGGAAUGCCCGUGUGUGGUACAUACCCGGCUACGUCAGCUUCUAAAAUUGUCGAAAAUUUUGAAAAGGGCACUAUUGCUAGUUUAGCGUAUGUGAUAAUUGCUCAGCCUCUGAUUGAAAAUGCUCCAUCAUUUUGCUUGUCCAUAUUCGGUACCGAUAAUAAAUUUUACGCGACUGACGUUUUGAACCGGUGGAAAUAUAUUAUUUCAUGCUUGAAAAAAGAAGGAAUAACUGUUUUCGGAAUUUCUUCUGAUGGAGAUCCACGCUUAUUGAAAGCAAUGCGUGUUCAAUCUCAGCUGGGUACGAAUUCGACCGUUGACACUGGAAGUUUUUCAAUGCGGUUUCCGUACUUCCAUGCGAGUUGCGAACCAGAAGUAAUUUUCAUUCAAGACACAAUACAUAUUGGUGCAAAACUGCGAACCCGGCUCUUAAAGCCAUCAAUUAUUCUUCCCAUGGGGAAUUUUAUUAUUACAGCAAGCCACCUCAAAAUUCUCAUGGACACGGUAUCAAAAGACAAACACUGCUUAAAUCAAAAGGAUUUAUCGCCAAAAGAUAAAAUGAAUUAUGCCUCGGUCGAAAAAAUAAGUGACCCUAAAAUUAUUGAUCUUUUAAAACACAAUGUUCCCGGAAGUGAAGCGACGACGGUUUAUUUACAAAUAAUGCAUCUUUUUAUGAGUGCUUUCCUUAAAAAGGAUAUGAAACCCCUAGACCGUGUAUAUAAUUGCUGGUUCUCGAUUUUUGUACUCCGAAUGUGGAGAGCAUGGUUGAAUACUGUACCACAGUAUUCAGUUUCCGAUAAUUUCCUAUCGCUUAAUACGUACUUGUGCAUGGAAAUGAAUGCCCAUGGCUUGGUCAAUUCUAUUAUGAAAUUGAAAAAAAUCACUUCAUCACCACAAACCCCUUCAGAAAUGUUUUUGCCAUGGCAAUUCAGUAGCCAACCAUGCGAGAGUUUUUUUCGUCUCCUAAGAUCCAUGAGCACAACCUACUCAACAAUAGUAAAUAGUACACUUCUAGAGACCAUUUAUAGAGUUAAAAGAAUUCAGCUUCAAGACGAUAUUGCGUCAGGAAAUUUGCAUGAUGAAAGCGCUCAAUUCAAUUAUCCACGUGCAAAAGUAACAGGUCGAUCAACACUAGAGCAGUCCUCACUUCCAGAAGUAAACGAUAUUUUUGAAAUUAUCGAACAGGCCAAAAAAGACGCUCUGACAAAAGUUCAAUCGUUAGGGAUAAACAUGGGCACACUAGAAUGCGACACGGUCUCUAUGCGAUGUAACGAAACAGGCUAUGAAAAAAAAGACAGUGAAGAGGAAAUUGAAUAUAUUGAGGAGUCGAAUAUUGAGGUUCCAUCGGUAGAAAACGAUGUCAACGGUGAUCGAGAACCUCAGCUUGAAUUAUUGCAAGAUUUGUCCAUCCUUUCCAAUGCUCAAGGCAGUUUACUGUUAAAAAAUUACGAGCAAUACGAAAUAAAACUCCAGCCUGACAGUCCUUUCGUCGUUGUGAAAGAUAAUCAUAAUAAAGAGUUAGUUGUAAGGAAAUCGUCGAUAUGCUGGCUUCUUCAAAAAAAUUCAUCGAAUUUAAGCAGUGAUCGAUUGCAGCGCGUAAGAGAGUCUGAAUUAAACACAUUUGUAAAAAGAGGUCAGUAUAAACGGGACGACAAAUGUUUUAUAAAAAAAAAUGACGAAAUUCAUAUCGGUGACUGGUGCUUAUUUAAAAAAAAAAAGGUUGGAAAAGGUUCACCAAAAUGUUUCAUGGGUUUAGUUCUUAAUUUCGCGUAUACUGACGGUACAACGAAAAAAAGUCAAGAGUAUUCGAGUCAUUACGCGCGCGUGAAAGAAAAUACCAAAGAAAUUGGUGUCUUGUGCAAUUGGUACGAGAUCGUACCAAAGUCACCCGAUUUAGUACCGGUACCAAUGGAUGUACACGGAUUCAUUAGUAUUAAGCAAUACUGUUCAACAAUUUCAUCGCCUAGUAUGUCCGAAAGAGGGCUCCAUAUUGACAUGGCUUUAUAUAAAAAAAUUAAACAUUUUUUUUAG
Venturia canescens is the source of this 2924-nucleotide messenger RNA. RefSeq lists its product as uncharacterized. The record is from RefSeq and is a predicted model, not a curated record. The coding region runs from base 276 to 2924 and encodes 882 amino acids. Lineage: Eukaryota; Metazoa; Arthropoda; Insecta; Hymenoptera; Ichneumonidae. The transcript has 2 exons.